Amoebophrya sp. A25 is the source of this 6993-nucleotide messenger RNA. The record is from the annotation of a GenBank genome assembly. NCBI's taxonomy places the organism in Eukaryota, Dinophyceae, Syndiniales, Amoebophryaceae.
ACAGAAUCGAAGCUGUAGAGUCUUCGGUCGUGCGCACCACGGCCGUUUUCGAUACGUACAAGAGGCAAAGGAGUCGAUCAAAGACACAGAUUUGCACUUCUCGUCGAAGCGACCAAGAGACGGAGAUCAAAAGCUCGAACGAUCGAGACCAAGCGCAGAUCACUCGCAUAAGGGCUUGGCGGCCCAAUCGGCCUCGCGCGAGGGUUUCGCAUCGCAGCGUAACUGAGAUCAAAACGUUUAUACUAGCAACAGUAGAAGUACGACGCGGCUUUAGCGCAGAGACGAAAUAAGCUUAUGCUCUGUACUAGCUAGUUCUUUUAGCAGAGCAGGAAGUGCUGGCACGACCACGACCACCUCCACAGUAGUAGGGAGCUGGCAGUGCAGCUUCGGCGAAGUAGAAAAAGGAAAGCAAUUCUUAGAGCAAGAACGCGGACUUCACGACCAAUAAGUCGAGCAGAGAAUAGCUGGGAGAGUGAGUCCGAGAACCAGAAUAAGAAGUAACUAGCACGAGGCUGAGGAUUGGAGUUCGAAGAAGGACAGGUACGUCAGAGGAAGGAAGAACAGAAAGACACUGAGCCGUAAGUAGAAGAGGAUGCCAGAAGACGGCUAUAGUCCUAGCGCGGCAGCACCGCAGAGUUUCUCUGCUCUGCCGAGCGCUGUCAAUAGGUCAGGCGAUCUCGGUGGGCCACAGCAGCAGCAGGGUGGCUCAGCCGCCUCUGGGGAAGUCGUUAGUCUAUUCGUGCCAUCAGAGCUGUGCGAUAGUCGGAAUGAGGAUGGAAAGGCGCAGAACAGGUUACUCAAGAAAUACCCGUUCGAGAAAGUGGGAAAAAAUACGAAAAUAGCAGUAAAACCGGGAAUAAUACACUUCGGUGGUUUUCAAGUGCACAAGGAACAUCGGCAAGUCUUCACGCUAAGAAAUGUCAGUCCGAAAGCCAUACGAGUCAUGGUUUUACCGCCAACGCAGGAAAAAGCUUUCAGGAUAAAGUAUCUCCUACACAGUCCCAGUUGCAUGCAUUGGCAUCUUUAUCAUCUCAAAAACAAGGUGAGAUUGACAAUCUCAAAAACAAUCUCACCUUGUUUUGAUGUUCCACUCGCUUAAGUACCUCCUUCCUCACUGAGAAAGCACGACUUGUUUUCAUGCAACUUGAUGAACUUCUAGUACAGCAGACUUUUCAUGUCCAAAUACACGUCGUCAUCAAGAAGAAUCACCGAAAUAUCAGCUUCGAGAAGCGAGGAUUGUUGGCGCCGGGGUCAGCGGAGGAAAUCGAGAUAUUUUUUGUACCAAAGGAAUGGCGGUAUUAUCACGACAAUUUGCAGAUUUUUACGGGAGAACAGGACGAGAACUUAGUCGUUCCGAUACACGGUUAUCCAUCAGCGAAUGACACAAAGUUCCCGGCCUACAUAGACUUCGGGACAAUAGCGCUGGCCACGUCAAAGACGAAGGUACUUUGGUCUGGUGUGCUUAAUUAGACUUCCUUCCAACAAAUAGUAGAAGAGGAAUUAUACAACUCCAGCAUAUUAUAAUAAAAUAUUGAUAUUGAUAUUAAUGCCAAAAAGGAGGCGUUGUCUUAUUCUAACUUUUCUGGAGGGUAGUCAUCUCCUCAAGAGAUGACAAGCAACGGCCACCGAUUCUUUUCGACGAUUUUCACACACAAAAAUGGCAACAGCUACUUCCGCUUUCGUGCAAAAUACCUGUGGAAUUCGAAUUCGAAAUCAAGAUUAUCGAAAAAGAUGACUCCUUCGAGAUUACGCCGUUACGAGGUGUCAUACCUCCGGAAUCAACGACGAAUGUGGCCAUCACUUACCUUCCGACACAAUCGAAGACGUGUAUCUCAAAUUUCCAACGAUUGACGUUGAUGUCCUCGUUGUAGCGUAGUACAACUGAGUCGAAAGUAGCUCACAACUGAAGCUGAACACACAUUCGAUAGGGAUAGGAUAAAAAAAACGCAUCGGGAUUGUACUAGUGCACUUGCCACGGUUUCUUCUUGUCAGCGCUUCUUUUUACCCGCCUUUUCAGCCACGAUGAAGAUAUCACUGGAAAUCGCGCAGUUUGACAGCAGGCCCGAAAUCAUAAAUAUCCUGGGGAAUUGUUUGCCUGAUUUGAGCAAACAAGAAGUAGUGACAGUCGGAGAGCGGGAGGUAAGCUGGUUAGACAUUCCUGUUGUGUCGUUUAAUGUUGUACGAGGCUACUAUACGUGCUUCAGCUUUAAUAUCGUCACCAUUGGCUUCCUUUGAUCUUGAUGUAAUAUUGUACUUGCCCAGGCCCAGCGUAUCUCAUAGCGUCCGAUGUAGUUAAAGCGCUCACUUGUUGACGCCCACUGAACACAAAUUCAGUACCGAAAAGUCCUGCGGGAACGGGCGAAAGCGCAGCUUGAAGAACGAGUAGACGUUCUUCUCGAACGAAAAAGUGACCCGUUCGUUGACAAGCCGUUCGUCAAACCGCAACCAGAAAUUAUGAGAUGAAAUUGCAUGGAAAACGAAAAACACUAUUCUAUUCCUGAUACGGAGCGAGGUAUCACAACAUCUAUCUUGAAGUAGAAUAUUCAUGUCUUAGCCUUUCCCCAUAUUGAUGCAGAAGGCUCCUCUAAUUUCCAGUACAAAGUGGUCUCGGACAUCAAGGUUCCACUCGAGGAGGUGUACGGUCAGCACCAUAUUAACUUCGUGAUGAAUCAGACGGCGGGGAAGAUGCCUCUGGCAGAUCUGGCAGACUUCAUCCGAGAGCAGAGGGAACAGCUGGAAGCGACACAGGCACAGGCGAAAAGUGGUGCGGAGAAAGACGAAACAGAGAUGACAGCCCAAGAUCGACAGGCGAAGGAACUGCGAUUCGACAUGCGGUUCAGGGACUUGGAAGAGUACAAAGAUUAUCAUGUUAGUCUAAGGAUGUAAUCAGAAGAGUCCAUUCCUUGAGAAUAUCACGGACGAAUAGCAGCGUCGAUCCCAUAAGUGAUUUCAAUUUCUAGGUUCACGUCGAAAUUGGAUCUGGCGUCGAUGUCUCAGAACUCGUCCAACAAGAAGAAUUACACUCUUCUUCUUCUUCUUCUUCCGCUACUUCAUCAGAUAUGACAAGAGCAAGGACCUGAAAGGAACAGAGGUAUGUUUGGGUGAGGUGGUCCCGACUAAUGCCGAGAAGGACGCAGUGCGAGACCGGCGGGCGGAAUUGCAGGGGCGCUUGCUCAGGAAAGCUCUGACGCAGGAUGUGAAGAGGUAUAGCGAAGAAGCCUCGAACGACACGCGAGUGCCGCUUCCUCUAGGGUGGCGAAGCUCCGUUCCCGCAUGUUGGGAUGUCUACGCCAACGACACCUUUAGCGUCCGAUUACAAGUCAUAGACCGGUUCGUACGAGCAGGAACAAAGAUGCUCAUGCAGAAUCGAGGAGCAAGGCGGUUGCAGAAACUGCGGGAAGCCAUAGCAGACGCGGGCGUCACGGACAGGGCAAGCUGUAGAGCAUGGGUCGAAGCAGAAAACAAAGCAGCAGCGGUCGCAAGUGCGCCGAAAGAGAAGAAGAAAGAGGGUACUAAGUACUUUCUUCGACAACUAGAUAGGCAGGAAGUAAAUCUAAAUUAUAGUGAUCGGCGUGAACUUCAACAAGAACUCGUAGUCAAAACAGUUCUACACCUAUGCAUGCUCACUCGUCAGGUGAAGAGGACGAUGAAGUCGAAGAGCAAGACGACGUGGCACCGCUGGAACUGGAUAGGAGCGGCAAGGCGCCAACUGCUAGGGUAGUCUUGUCUGGAGAAAGGCUGCUGCUACCGACGAUUUUACCAACAAGCGAGUCUGCACUAGGAGCGGACGAUGAGGAGAAAAUGUUCGACUUCGAACCGCUACUGAAUACCGACAGAGCGAACUUUUUGCAGUUUAAGCCUCUGCCACUCAUAGAAAGAGAAGACUACAAGGUGCUGUGACUUAUUGUUCAUUUACGAGACUUAGUUAGUAACGUAGUUGGUUUUGGCUAUCAUUCUACUGGCAAAGCUAUUUCUUGUCCUCAAUUGAUCGCAUAAAUCUAGUCUUCUCAUCAUUAUUGUCCAUUUUUUACGUACUUUCCUUUGGUGUCGCCGCAGUUAUAAUGCGUGCGUAAAACAACUUAGCUCGUGAUGCCAACUGUUAAACUGCGCAUGAAGAUCAUUUGUGCACUAAGAAUCACUCACACUCACUGCCGUCGACGUAGUACUAGUACUAGACUGCCUUCACAUUGUUCACCUCUUCAACAACAGGUCUUCAUGUAUGCGCCUAUGGAGAUGCCACUACCUGGGUACCACAUGAGGCCCACCGCAGGUCGGUAUGAGCAGAGGUACGCAUGUCUGGAGGAGCAAUACGUGCGAGGCGUGCGGGGUCUGACCACAGAUGGCGCCGAGGAGGUUCAGUUUACUAUGCCCGAGGCGUGUUUACAACCACCAGAGCACGAUCCACUACAAUUCAUUAUUCCAGACACAAGCGUGCGGACCUGGGUCGGGCUGCCAACGGACUUCCAUGAGUACCACUUUUUAGAUUCUUGAUGAUCUUCGAGGUUGGUCUUUUAUUACACCAGGCUACUGCUUUCCAAUUCCAUAGAAAGGAUCUUUCCUUCAUGUUACCGGCAAGGACGUGCAGCUGCAGAUGAUCACUUUCACAUUCACCUCGUCCGUUUUGUUUUCCAUCCUUUGACAGGUGCGAUUUCGAGUACAUGCUUGGCGUGGAAGAGGAACCUAUGAUUCGAGACUUCCACUACUGCUUGGAACCGCGGUUGACGUUAGAUGGCAUGGGUUUCGAGAUGCCAAGUGCCAACUUUCCGCAAUGGCAUGACAUCUUUAGAGAGUCAAGAAACGUUACGGAUCCCUUCAGCGACAUGGAUCCAUUUCCAGUGUCCACUGCAGAAGGCGGCGGCAAGAUGGGGCCAAAAGCAUGCGGCGAUAUCCUUGGCGAACGUACGUGCUUCUUGUUUCUCUUAUCUUGCAGCACCAUCAUGCAAACAUUUAUUUGAUAGAAAAAUUGGAUACUUAUUAUUAUAUUUAUCAUUUUUAGACCGGUUAGUUUUCACCUCUAGAAACUUUAGGGCUAUCCCACCAAACAAAUUAUUUAUCAUGCUUAGAGUCGCCAAGGCAGUACUAGAGGAUGAGGAAGAACACCUGGUGUGGCAAGCCCAUUAUUCAUCUCUUCCCUGAUCAGGUAUCCGAUAUCUCCCUGUCGAGCGCGUGCCUGGGGACCGGGACAUUCCCUCAGAUACAGACUCGGAUGGCCGGGACGAACAGUUUGAGAUGCCAAGACCUAAAAUGGAAGAAUAUCUCAAAAGCUGGUACCAUCCCGACGUCAUCGCAAGUGCGACUGAGACACACGCGAAGUUAAGACCUGCAACCAAUUGCAUCUAUCUUCAUAAGUUCCUACUACACAUCAUUCAUUCAUUCAUCAUCAUCGUCGGAGGAAACAAGUGGGCUCAUUUUUCCUCAACAACAUCUAAAAGACCGUGUCGCAGAGUGGACCGAUUUGCAAGAGAAGGCGGCUAAGAUCGACUCCGCAGUGUUUGCGGAAAGAGAGGAGGCACGCGCGGCCCAGAAGAAGCUGAGCGACUUGCGAGAACCGCCAAGAUUUCCGCUUUUGCCAGAACACGACUAUGAGAUCGUCGGAGACAAGCAUGUCAAGGAAGCGUACUUGGAGGAGCUGCUUGAGGUCGGAAACAGAAAGCGGGCGACGAGACUGCGCGACGACCUCAGCGACUGCAACAAAUACCUCGACCCUAAAGCCAAGCUCUUCUUGGGCUAGGGGUAGGCGAUUGCAUUUUGCAUGCUGUCAGUCAGAGAGUAGAUUUAUGAUCAUGAAAAUAUCAAUAUGUCGUGUGCUUGUCGUGGUUCUAGUGUUUCGUCAUCUUAACUAUGUAUAACUACCUUCCCAAAAACGGAAACAAGUUAGAUAGAGGUAUACUUCAUCGUGCAAGGUGCUCUCGUUAGGCGAGACGAUUUCGAAAUUGUGAACUGCUUUUUUCUUCGAGCUCGAUGCCAGAUCUCACCGGAACGCUUGAGCACUAGUCUUUUUCUUUUUUUGUCUCACGUAUUCGUAUUGAAAAAUCAUCAAACUCAUUCGGCUAAUACAAUUGAUUAUCGUGGUAAUUCUUGUUUGAAAAUGACAUGAAUGUUAUGUGAAGAAGAUAAAUGCUUUUUUUCGUAGUCUGGAGAUGGGUUUACAAGAGGAUAAACUUUAACGUGUAUUGUUUGCAUUUCAGAAUCAUGUGUCCUUUUUUUAUGCGAACAAGAUCGCACUAGGUGGCGUGAGCAUUAAGGAUCUAGAUUUAGUCAGUUUAGAUUGUAGUAAUAAAACUGCUCAUGUGCCGCAUUCUGCUUCUGGUGUGGAUGAUAUUUUGUCCAAGAUUUUGGCGUACUACUCAUUUCGAUAUUUUAUACCAGAACCACGCUGAUGCAGUCAGCGUGUCGCUUCUCUGAUUACCAGUCUACUUUUUACAGUAAUUGUCCAUUGACUUAAAUCUAAUGACAAGAUUAUAGUAUGCUUGGUGUAAACAUCAAGAAUCAUUGUUCUAUUUCGAUAGCGCGCUCUUUCUCUUUGUUUCCAGUGGACUCCCGCAGUCUUUCCGUAGUAUAUUCGACAGCGAUGAGUGUCGUAUCGCUUGUAGCGAUGUUGCAUAGGACCAUAAUCAUAAAAUGGAUGCAAUAAAAAAAGUGAAUCAAUAACUACGUGCCCUGUAUCUAUCAAAAGUGCAGCACGCAGAAGUGGUGGAUGGAGUGUAAUCAACCAAGAAGCAGUCCACUACAACUACAACUAGAACUACGGUGCAUCCAGCACGAGUAGAGAGGGAAGAUGCAAGUGCGCUCGCAGACGACCCUCAAGUGGGCGAUUCCUAGGGUAGCCGCAUCGUCAUCAAGAAGGAUAAGUAGCGAGUGAGAAUGGUUGCAUCUUGACAUUAAAACCUGUCAUUUCGAUUCUGAUCUUGCCGGGUGUUCAUCGUAGUACUGCUGUGUUCUCAACAUCUGGAUCUGUGCAAGUGCAAUAUAUGAACGCACUAAAAGUAAAAA